Guillardia theta CCMP2712 is the source of this 1083-nucleotide messenger RNA. RefSeq lists its product as hypothetical. Gene Ontology annotation, biological process: protein polyubiquitination; proteasome-mediated ubiquitin-dependent protein catabolic process. Gene Ontology annotation, molecular function: ubiquitin protein ligase activity. The coding region runs from base 1 to 1083 and encodes 360 amino acids. Lineage: Eukaryota; Cryptophyceae; Pyrenomonadales; Geminigeraceae. The transcript has a single exon. The record is from RefSeq and is a predicted model, not a curated record.
AUGUCGGUCAGAGGGCUCCAUCCAGACCAUGAGGUUGCCGUGGCCAUGAUGGCGCAUGAGCGGCUGGGGUCGUCCUCGCCGCUUCAAGCUCAGGGUAUGCAUCCCUCCUUCGACGCUAUCCUCCGUGCUGUAUGCGAUGCGGCGUCGAGCUGUGCUGUGAGCAGGAAGAAGGUAGGAGAGCUCUGCUUCCUUGACCAGCAUACGAGGAUGGACGCGUGGAACGGGCUGUUGUUGCCGCUGUCUGUGGUGGUGGACAACCAUGGCGAUGGGGUCUUCGUCUUGGAUGGCGCAAGGCCGUCGGUAAAGGUUUUUGACCGGAGGACGGGGAGGCUGGUGAGGGAGUUCGGGUACGGGGAGCUGAGCCAGGUCGGCUGCAUUGGGAUGAGGGAGGGAGGAGAGAUCCUGGUCUCGAAUAAUAAGAACAUCGUUAUGUUUCAUCGCGGCGGCUUCCCGAUGGAGCGGUUCACGUUCAGAGUCCCUGGGGAAGAGACCAACGUCCGCUGCUCCAGCUUCGCUGUGGAUGUGGAGGACAACUUUGUGCUUGGCGAGUUCGACAAGCACCGAGUGGUUCUGUUCGACAGGGAGCAGCGCGUCAUGCGAGUUUUCUCCUCCUUCCACCUCGGCCUUCGCUUUCCUUAUCUUGUUGCUAUCACGGAGGAAGGGAACAUCUUAGUGGCCCAUAGAGGGGAGGAGCCGCUCCUGGUGCUGAGCAAGUACGGCCAGGUGGUCGAGUCCUUGUGUGCGGGAGGGGAGCGAGUAGAAGCCGAGGGGAUAGCAGUGGAUGGAAGCAACAGGAUCGUCGUCGUGGAGAGGAGGAGAAGGAGGAUUGUUACGUUUGCCUCCACACUCCGGCUGGUGGGAUCGAUAGACCUGGAGGGAACCCCCUCCCUUCUCGCUGCAUCUCCUUCCUGUCUUGCUGCCGAUGGGGCUGGCAACUUGCUGAUUGGAGAUCGAAACAACCGCGCGAUUCAUGGUAUGUUGCAGUGCCGUUGUCUGCUCCCUCCCGCUUUCAUCUUCCUAUUUCUGACUGUCUGUCCCAACCGCCACUCCCCUCUUCUGCACCAAUCCUUCCUCCGUCUUUAA